Cryphonectria parasitica EP155 is the source of this 735-nucleotide messenger RNA. RefSeq lists its product as uncharacterized. Gene Ontology annotation, biological process: DNA-templated transcription. The annotation marks the transcript as partial. The record is from RefSeq and is a predicted model, not a curated record. Gene Ontology annotation, molecular function: zinc ion binding; DNA binding. NCBI's taxonomy places the organism in Eukaryota, Fungi, Ascomycota, Sordariomycetes, Diaporthales, Cryphonectriaceae. The transcript has 2 exons.
CAAUUCCUUAUCCCCACUGGCCACUCAGCGACCCUGACCUGGCUUCUAUCCAUCCCACCUAUCCGAUCUGUUCUCGGAGACCUACCCAAGUCGUACUUUUACGAGCUCGAGCAGGACACCGCUCUUCCACCGCCCCUGGACAUCACCCAGUCAGGUCAGAUCGACUGGCCAGCUCUCGAGCCGGACCGACUCCGAGGGCUUGCUGACGCCUACUUCGAGCAUGUCGCGGCUCAUCUUCCCCUUCUGGGCAGAGAUAAUUACGAGAGGCUGCAGGACGAAGUGCUCCGCAACGGACCCUCGCAGGAUAUUGAUACAGCCAUAUGCCUGUCUGUAUGGGCUCUUGGUUGUAUCGCAUCCAACUCUGGCGUGGCCGCCGUACCAGAGUCGUCAUCCACUGACCCGAACCAGGAUCUGGGUCUCAGCUACUUUGCUAUCGCUCUGAGGAUCACCUUAUCAAAAUCAGUAUGGGGGUUCACUGCAAACCUGCAUACCUGUCAGGCUCUGGUUCUGGCAGGUGUAUAUUUUUGUUAUCUCGGGCGACCUUUACAUGCCUGGAAGAUGAUCCAUAAUGCUGGGCAGAAACUACUGGAAAGGAUCAACAAAAUCAUCGGAUCCCUCUACUCCCCGGAUAAUGUUGAUAUCACCCUUCUCGCAGAGCUCGGCCCGGUGCCGAACAAUACAAGUCUCAACCAGCUCAUCACCUUAAGCUCGGAACUGAACAGACAACUAGAGCAA